UUCAGUGGAGGGGGAAGAUGACGAGGAGGAAGAGGAGGAAGAGCUUGCAGAGACCACACAGCACUCCAUUCUCCCCAACAGCCAGGAGCUUUUUGUGACCCAGACGGAAUUACCGUCCCUGCCCUCCCAAGCCACUAGCCCAGACAGUGAAGCCAUGGAAGCGACCUCUGCUGCAAAUUUUUCAAGCCUCCCUACUCCAUCCCGAAGGCUAGCUCAGAUAAGGUGGAGGAAGAAGAGGACACGAGAUGAAAUGUUCACAGAAAUCAUGGCAGUAACCCGCAAUGAAAGAGCUCAUCUGGAGGAGUGGAAGGACGUGGUAGCAAAGUACAGGAAAGAUGCCCGUGAACGUGAGGACAGGAGGAACCAACGUGAGGAUAGGAGGGACGAAUGUGAGGAUAGGAGAGACGCUCGAGAUGAGAGAUAGCGGCAGGAAGAUCAGCGGUGGCGGGAUGCAACGCUGGAGCUGCUGCGUGAUCAAACUGACAUCCUCCGACGUCUGGUGGAUCUUCAGGAAGAGCAGCGGGGUCACAGAGUGCAGCUCCAGCCCAUGUUUAACCACCUUCAGUACUCACCAUGUUCCAUAUCUUCCACACCCAGACGUGUAAGAACGCGUGGGGGAAGGCUUUGUGCACCCACCCACUCCACCCCCGUGGACAGUCCAACCAAAAGGCUGUCAUUACAUUGAAAUGUCCUUAAUGGCCUUUUUCUUCCCUCCUAUCCUCCUCCCAAACCACACCCGGGAUACCUUGUUAAUUCUCUGCCUCUUUUUAU
Messenger RNA from Gopherus flavomarginatus (Mexican gopher tortoise), 771 nucleotides. RefSeq names its product eukaryotic translation initiation factor 3 subunit A-like. The transcript is spliced from 2 exons. The coding region runs from base 155 to 424 and encodes 89 amino acids. The record is from RefSeq and is a predicted model, not a curated record. Lineage: Eukaryota; Metazoa; Chordata; Testudines; Testudinidae.